AUGACGUGUCAAAGCUGCAGAACGUUUGAUCCUCAUUGUGCUACUUGUUCUCCCGACUUUUCCAGAAAGUGUGUGACCUGUGACAGUGGGUAUUACCCGUCAAAUGGAAUCUGUGUAGCAUGUUCAACAACGUGUCAACAAAAUAAAUGCAACACAGCAAAUGGUAUGUGCAUGUUAUGUAUUGAUAAUUACGUUGUGACUUCACCAAUUUCAACAAAUUGUAUAAUGUGCUCUGCACGGAACAAAGACUGUGUGACUUGUGCAACAAAUUUCACUCAGAAGUGUGUGAAAUGCAAAAAUGGUAAAUUUGCAUCAAAUGGAAAGUGUAUAGAUUGUGAAUCGACGUGUGGUGGUACCUGUGAUGGAGUUAGUGGAUAUUGUACUGGUUGUACAGCAACGUAUGUCCCUUCCAACACCAAUCUGUCUAUGUGUAUUUUAUGUCAGGCAUUUGAUUCGAAUUGUGAGAGUUGUGUGACUGGUGAGCGGAAGUGCACAAAGUGUUCAACGCCAAACAUGUACCCUGACGACACGUCACAUAUGUGUGUAUCGUGUUCAACAACAUGUGGAGGGAGCUGUGAUGCAAUCAAUGGAAUAUGCACAACAUGUCAAGAUAACUACGUUUUCCAAUCAACUAAAUCACGUGUGUGUGAACAAUGUUCAACUUUUGACACACAUUGUAAUAAAUGUUCGUCUGCAUUCGAAAGAAGGUGUGUGAUGUGUAAUACGUGA
This is a messenger RNA of Entamoeba invadens IP1, 729 nucleotides long. RefSeq lists its product as hypothetical. The record is from RefSeq and is a predicted model, not a curated record. The coding region runs from base 1 to 729 and encodes 242 amino acids. NCBI's taxonomy places the organism in Eukaryota, Evosea, Mastigamoebida, Endamoebidae. The transcript has a single exon.